AUGCGGUCGUUAUUACUUUCUUCGCUUUGCGCCCUUCUCAUUGCGCUCCAGCCCGUUGUGGCCGUCUGGCCGAUACCCAAAAAGUUCAAGACGGGCAAUACUACCUUGUUUCUACAUCAAAAUCUGGAGAUCAAGUAUAAUGACAAUCUUACGCAGUACACGUUCGGCUACGAGGCUGCCACUUUCGACAGCCACGACAUCGUCCGGGCUGGUGUAUCCCGGGCACUCUCUACUCUCUUCGGAGAGCAGUUUGUUCCAUGGAUGCUGCACAAGCCUGGCGACAAGUUUGAGCCUGACGUGAAUGGGAACCUGAAGUGGAUCAAAAUGCUUGAGAUCACGCAGACAGGCAAGGACGACAGCGAGAAAAUAUUAAAACCUAAGGCCGGAGAAGUGGACGAGUCAUAUAAUUUGACUUUGAGUGCGGACGGAGAAGUCAAGUUGACGGCUGUUUCGUCAAUCGGCGUACUCCGCGGCCUUGAGACCUUCAUCCAGCUCUUUUACCAACACUCAGCCGGCACUUUUUGGUACACGCCGUACGCCCCAGUGGAGAUCGAAGACGAGCCAAAGUUUGACCAUCGGGGCCUGUUGAUCGAUACAUCUCGUCAUUUCUUCCCCGUCGAUCAUAUCCUGCGCACUAUCGAUGCCCUGGCAUGGAACAAGAUGAACAGGUUACACUUCCAUGUCACCGAUUCACAAUCGUGGCCGCUCGAGAUUCCCAGUAUGCCGGAGUUACACAAAAAGGGUGCCCAUCACCCAGCAUUUACUUAUUCUCCAACCGACGUUGAUAGGAUCUUCAAGUACGGUGCUAUGCGUGGUGUCCAAGUCUACUUCGAGAUCGAUAUGCCCGGCCACAUCGGUUCCGUCGCUCUCAGCCACCCAGAGCUCAUUACGGCAUGGAAUGCCAGGCCAUAUGAUGCUUAUUGCGCUCAGCCGCCUUGCGGUAACUUUAAGCUCAACAGCACGAAAGUCGACGAGUUUGUUAAAAGGCUGUUUGACGACCUCUUUCCAAGGAUUUCGAAAUACACCAGCUACUUCCACACGGGCGGUGACGAAAUCAAAUACAAGGCCUAUACGUUGGAUGACACUGUAAAGUCUGACAAGGAGGACGUUUUGAAACCACUUUUGCAGAAGUUCUUUGACAAGAGUCAUAAACAAGUCCGCGAUGCUAAGCUCACACCGAUUGUCUGGGAGGAGUCGGUUGAGAAAUAUAACCUUGCGUUGGAGAAAGAUGUGAUCGUGCAAACGUGGACGGGGGAUGGGAAAGUACAGAACGUGACAAGCAAAGGAUACGGGGUAAUUGACAGCAAUGUGAACUACUGGUACCUCGACUGCGGCCGCGGCCAGUGGGUCCUCUUUGACAACAAUGAGUACGCUAGGGGCUGGCCAUUUAAUGACUGGUGUGGUCCCACAAAGUCAUGGCAGCGCAUCUACUCUCAUGAUCCAAGGGCAAAUCUCACAGCCGAACAAGCGAAGCUGGUGCUCGGCGGUGAGGUCGCAGCCUGGAGCGAGACGAUCGAUCCAUUGAACUUUGACCCUCUCGUCUGGCCCCGAGCCAGUGCCGCCGGCGAAGCGCUCUGGUCUGGAAACAAGUUGGAGUCAGGACAAAACCGCAGCCAGCUGGAGGUUGCCCCACGGUUGUUCGAAUGGCGCGAGCGCAUGGUGGCAAGAGGCAUCAGGGCAGCACCGCUCACACAGCUGUUCUGCACCCAGCGCAGUCCUGAAGAAUGUCUGUGGGAAAACCCGAAUUAG
This is a messenger RNA of Thermochaetoides thermophila DSM 1495, 1749 nucleotides long. RefSeq lists its product as uncharacterized. NCBI's taxonomy places the organism in Eukaryota, Fungi, Ascomycota, Sordariomycetes, Sordariales, Chaetomiaceae. Gene Ontology annotation, molecular function: beta-N-acetylhexosaminidase activity. Bases 1 to 1749 code for a protein of 582 amino acids. Gene Ontology annotation, biological process: carbohydrate metabolic process; glycosaminoglycan metabolic process. The record is from RefSeq and is a predicted model, not a curated record. The transcript has 3 exons. Gene Ontology annotation, cellular component: membrane.